AAUAUACAGAAGAAGAGACGGAACUCGUUUGGAACGGUCGUCGUGUAGCUCAGACUUCUGGGAAAGUGUGUUAAACGCGUAUGAAACAUUUUUAACAGCUGAUACGGGCACAGUCGAAAUGGACAUAACUGAACAGAUUGAGCAGUUGGAAGCCGACUUGCAGGAGUUGGGCUCUCUCUUGGAGAAGGCAGAAAGAAAAAGAGUGCAGGAACUCUUAAAACAAGAGCAGAAGAAGGUGGAGAAGGAACUCACAACCAAACGGCAGCAAAAAGAGCAACGGACUAAAAGAGAGGCAGACCCAUCUGCGUCAUCUAAAGCAGGGUAUACAGUGAAGAUCACCAGCUAUGCAUGGGACCAAUCUGAGAAGUUUGUUAAAAUUUACCUGAAUCUAAAUAAUGUGCACAAAAUUCCAUUAGAAAACGUGGAGACCGACUUCACAGAAAGGUCAUUGUCUGUGCUGGUAAAGGAUCUAGAUGGCAAAAACCAUCAGAUAACAAUUCUGAAUCUGUUGCAUCCGAUUGAUGGAAAGGACAGCUACAAAAAGAUAAAAACAGACAUGGUCUUGAUCAUGUGCAAGAAACAGACAACCAAGAAGUGGGAGUGCCUAACAGCAGUGGAAAAGCAGUCUAAAGAGAAGGAUAAACCCAACGUGGACGGGACUGCAGACCCCAGCGACGGUCUGAUGACCAUGCUGAAGAAGAUUUAUGAAGACGGAGACGACGAGAUGAAGAGAACUAUCAACAAAGCCUGGUCAGAGUCCCAGGAGAAGAAGAUAAAGGGAGAGGGCAUGAUGGACCUUUAAACACUGCUGAUUUCCCCACAGCCGGACCAAACCCCCUCCUGAGGACCACCUGCAGGCGUGACUUAAAUAUUGGAAAACGAAGUGCAAAAUAUAAAUCCCAUAAUGUGUCAUGCAUAACGGUGAAGCCCUGAAUGGCCUGAGUUGUUUUUUGUUUUUUUUUCCAUCCCCACUAUCUGUCUCUAAACAUAAAAAAGAGAGCGCUGUCCAGCAGAUGGCGUCUGUAACUCAGCCGCUCCUCCCUGCUGUUGCAAGAUUCCAACACUUGGGAGUAAACUGUAGGAGGCGCAGUCCACUUCCCUUUCUUAGGGGAUUUUCAAACACACGUGGGUCUUUUUUUUUUAAUCUUCUCAACCUUUUAUACAUCUUCUGCAUUCCGUUUGAAACAAAUGAUGGCAGCGUGCAUCAUCUUGGCGUAAUAAUCAACAUAAUCAACAUGUCUGUUAAUUUGUUUAAAAGAAGUUAAGGAAACUUCUUUUUUUUUUACAUUCCAGUCCUAAGUUAAAUGGGAUACAUCUGUGUAAUUCCUUUAGUGUGACUUUUUCAGUGUAAUGUCAAGUUCAAUUUGUGAUGUAAUAUUGUGAAAAUGUGUUUCUUAUAUUGGUGGUUACUUUUACUCUGGCUACUGUCGUCUUCCAUCCUUGUUCCACAGCUUCCAACAAAUAAAACUGCUUACGAAUCAGA
Menidia menidia (Atlantic silverside) is the source of this 1483-nucleotide messenger RNA. NCBI's taxonomy places the organism in Eukaryota, Metazoa, Chordata, Actinopteri, Atheriniformes, Atherinopsidae. The record is from the annotation of a GenBank genome assembly.